Messenger RNA from Triticum aestivum (bread wheat), 744 nucleotides. RefSeq lists its product as uncharacterized. The transcript has 4 exons. NCBI's taxonomy places the organism in Eukaryota, Viridiplantae, Streptophyta, Magnoliopsida, Poales, Poaceae. The record is from RefSeq and is a predicted model, not a curated record. The coding region runs from base 64 to 744 and encodes 226 amino acids.
UGAACUAUUGAUUGUUCAUGGCAGGAGUACUGGAGCUCACCAACUGCAUCUUGACCGGGAUCGAUGCCCUCUUCCUCUUCCAUGUUCAUAUCAUCUUGGAUUGCUGCAUGUUCUGAAGUUGGUGCAAUGGAGCUUGGAGCUCCACCUGCUGGACCUGGAGCCUGUUCAGGACCUGAAGUCAGCGGCGAUCUGCAGUACCUGGAGGUGGAGCUGGCGAGGCCCUGGGAGGGUGGCGGCAAUCUGCAGCAGGGCGCUGGCCUUGGGAUGACGAGGUGGGGGAUCUGCUGGCCCAGGACGAUGAGGGGGAUCUGCUGGCCCAGGAAGAUGGGGAGGAUGGAAGGGGAUCUGUUGGGCGAGAUGGGAGGCGAUGGAGGUGGAGGUGGAGGAUCUGGAGGUGGGGGGCGACGGAGGCGGGGGCGAUGGAGGUGGAGGAUCCAGAGGUGGGGGGCGACGGAGGCGGGCGGAUCUGGAAUACGACCUGGGUGGAGACGAGGAGAGAAUUCAAAACUGGAGGGUAACCUGGUCAUUUCGCUGCUUUUUCACCUGGUCGGAAAAAACCCCAGCGUCAUGUUUGCGGCCGUUCGGGGCUACGCCCUUCACUUCCACCCACUGGUGACAAAUAGUAGUAAAAUAGAGGGUAAGGGCAUCUCGAAGGACAAUCCAAAAAUUUCCUUCCAUAUUCGUUUGUGGACAGAAGAGGACCAGUCCGUGACACGGAUGAGGGGUCGACCCAUUCAACCGUAG